UACCAUUUGACUUUGACUGCAUGCGGUACAAAUCAUAAAUGAGGAGUUGAGAUAUCAUUCGACGGUACAAAUUAUAAAGGAACAGUUAAGAUUUCACUGCCGAAAAUGUUCAUCGCAAGAGAUUAGAUCCCAUUUUAACUUGUGUGCUACACUUUGAAUGCAGGGAAUGUGUUGGUUCUUGGCUUUGCUAACCUAGUAGCAGAUGCAAUAUCAAUGGGAUUUGGUGACAUAGUGUCUGCUAGCUCUGAGAGGGAUGUGAUCAUUGAGGAAAGGAGAGUGACAGAGUGGGAUGUCUUAAAUAGCAGGGGAAAUGAACAAAGAGACUUAGUUAGAUACUAUCAAUCUCUUGGGAUGGACUACAAUGAUGCAGCCACGGUUGUGAAUAUAUUUACAAAAUACAAUGACAUACUGGUGGACCAAAAAAUGGUAGCUGACAAAGGAAUUCUACCAGCAGACCAAGAAGUGAAGCCUUGGAAGAAUGGCCUCAUCACAUUUACAUCUUUCAUGAUCUUUGGCUCAAUACCUCUUCUAUCUUUCAUCAUCCUUAUACCAUUUACAGAUAGUGAGUCGGUUAAGUUUGUAAGUGCUUGCCUUGUUUCAGCACUUGGUCUUGCUGUUCUUGGUGUGGCAAGGGCAAGGAUUGCUGGUCAAAACAUGGUGUUCACAACAGCUAUUACUCUUUUCAGUGGUGUCAUAGCAGGAGCUGCUGCUUAUUUAGUAGGGAAGGUUGAUAAACUAUAGCUUAAUUAGUAGCAAUGGCCUCUUUGACUCUUUCUUUGGCAAUGAAUGAUGUAUAAACUGGCCUAAUCACCUUGGACAAAGUCCAAACUUUGUACAUGUUUAGUUCUAGUCUAAUAUCUAUCUUUAUUAGGCAGGUUAUAAAUGCACUUGAAAUAGGGAUGGCGAUGAGUAGGUAUGGGUAGGGUAGUUCAGUACCUAUCUCUAUACUCGUAAUUUGAAAAAAUACCCGUAACAAUUCCCAUAUCCGCGUGAGUAACACUCUUUGUACUCAUGCCCAUAUAUACCCUAUGGGUGCCUAAGUACACGUACCCGUCAAGCAGUGAGAUCAUAGA
Messenger RNA from Trifolium pratense (red clover), 1073 nucleotides. RefSeq lists its product as uncharacterized. The record is from RefSeq and is a predicted model, not a curated record. Gene Ontology annotation, cellular component: membrane. The coding region runs from base 214 to 741 and encodes 175 amino acids. Gene Ontology annotation, molecular function: manganese ion transmembrane transporter activity; iron ion transmembrane transporter activity. NCBI's taxonomy places the organism in Eukaryota, Viridiplantae, Streptophyta, Magnoliopsida, Fabales, Fabaceae. The transcript has 2 exons. Gene Ontology annotation, biological process: intracellular manganese ion homeostasis.